Messenger RNA from Schistosoma guineensis, 462 nucleotides. NCBI's taxonomy places the organism in Eukaryota, Metazoa, Platyhelminthes, Trematoda, Strigeidida, Schistosomatidae. The record is from the annotation of a GenBank genome assembly.
GGACAGCUAGGAUGCAGCUGGACGAUCUAGACUUCUCAGAUGAUCUGACUCUUCUAUCGCACACGUAACAAUAUGCAGGAGAAGACGACCAGUGAAGCAACAGCCUCAGCAGAAGUAGGUCUCAACAUUCACAAACGGGAAAGCAAGAUUCUCCAACUCAACACAACAUGCAACAAUCAAAUCAUACUUGACGGAGAGGAUUUGGAGGAGGUGAAAACCUUCACAUAUCUGGGCAGCAUCAUUGAUGAACACGGUGGAUCUGAUGCAGAUGUGAAAGCGUGGAUCAGCAAAACAAGAGCAGCAUAUUCACAACUGGAGAAUAUCUGGAACUCAAAACAACUGCCUGUCAAUCAACACCAAUGUCAGAAUUUUCAUUACAAAUGUCAAAACAGUUCUACCGUAUGGGGCGGAAACCUGGAGAACUAAGAAAGCCAUCAUCCAGAAGAUACAGGUGUUUGUUAA